AUGAAUACUGCGACGCUGCCCGAUCAAUUGCUCCGGCGCCUUGAGAAGACAGCGUGUCUUCCUCAACAUCGCCGGUUCGCGGCCGUACACGAGACGCCUUUGCCCCAUCAGUAUGGAUUCAGGUUUGCAUUCUCCCCGUUUCCGUCUUUAAACUUCGCAGCCAUCCUCAAUCCUCGCCCGUUCUCUCUGAAGCCUCUGAAGCUAAUCAUCAGACUUACAGACUUACACGCAUUGCUCCGAGCCGCGACCAAUGCAAAUGACAACACCAUGCUCGCCAUUUGGGUUCAGUUCUGCCGCACCAUGACCUACCUCAGCCCCUCAAGUGAUCCCUUCCGCAGCAAUGACAAGUACGACGAGGUUCUAGGAAGCGGCCUCGCCACCGCUGGCUGA
Messenger RNA from Colletotrichum orchidophilum, 390 nucleotides. RefSeq lists its product as uncharacterized. The transcript is spliced from 2 exons. Bases 1 to 390 code for a protein of 129 amino acids. The record is from RefSeq and is a predicted model, not a curated record. NCBI's taxonomy places the organism in Eukaryota, Fungi, Ascomycota, Sordariomycetes, Glomerellales, Glomerellaceae.